Messenger RNA from Notothenia coriiceps (black rockcod), 1519 nucleotides. RefSeq names its product KN motif and ankyrin repeat domain-containing protein 1-like. The record is from RefSeq and is a predicted model, not a curated record. Gene Ontology annotation, cellular component: cytoskeleton; cytoplasm. Gene Ontology annotation, molecular function: protein binding. The transcript has 6 exons. The annotation marks the transcript as partial. Gene Ontology annotation, biological process: negative regulation of actin filament polymerization. Lineage: Eukaryota; Metazoa; Chordata; Actinopteri; Perciformes; Nototheniidae.
GUGUAAGUUAAGUGAAAAGAUGUUUUCUGCUUGUCAAGCCUUGAAGAUGCACCUGAGUGAUGACCCACCAUUAUCCAGCAGAGAAUUGCAUGACUGUCUACAAACAAUCGAGCAAGAGUGGUUUUCUGUAUCCAGCCAAAAGACAGCCACUCCUGACUCAAUGGAUGAUUACUUGUCUGCAUUUCGGGUCAUUUCACCUUCAGUAUUGCAACAUAUAGCUAAUAUGGCUGACGGCAAUGGAAACACAGCUCUGCACUACAGUGUGUCCCACUCCCACUUUGCAAUUGUCAAGAAAUUGCUUGAUGCAGAGGUGUGUAACGUUGAUCACCAGAACAAAGCCGGGUACACGCCCAUCAUGCUGGCUGCACUCGCGGCUGUGGAGAGUCCAGAGGAACUGAGAGUUGUGGAGCAGCUCUUCACAAAAGGAGACGUCAAUGCCAAGGCCAGCCAGGCUGGUCAGACGGCUCUGAUGCUGGCUGUGAGUCACGGCAGGACGGACAUGGUGCGGGCUCUGCUGGACCGAGGGGCCGACGUCAACUUGCAGGAUGACGAGGGCUCCACGGCGCUCAUGUGCUCCAGCGAGCACGGACACGCUCACAUCGUCAGACUGCUGCUGGCACAAGACCACUGUGAUGCCACCCUGAAUGACAGUGAUGACAGCACAGCCCUGUCCAUUGCCCUGGAGGCAGGACAUCAUGACAUAGCAGUGCUCCUUUAUGCACAUGCCAACUUCUCCAAAGGACAGACAGGGGCAGCUGCUCGUCACAGCAGCUCUCUGUCCUCCUCUGGUGGCAGAAACAUCUUCGAAUGAGCUGAUGCCCCAAAGGCUGAUGCUUUUUGGAUCUUAUUUUUGAGUAUCAUAGCCUUCAUAACAGUGGGGCAAUUUGAACAGUGUCAGUAUCUUACUCAAACUUUUCAUUUCAAUGACUUUAUACUAGUUAUUCUCUGAAAUGUAUUCAAUGCAUAGUAUGUAUUAACUCGGCAGGUAACAUAUGCAUGGCAGAGUUAUUGUUAAUCCAUCUGAACAAGGGUUGAUAAUUAAUGUUUGUAUCCGGCAGUCAUCUAAUAUUUACAAUCAAUUAUUUCUUUAAUCAUUAUAAUUGUUAUUUUGCAAAUUAUAUAUAUAUGUAUGCAAAAUAGUAUUAUAAUAUUGUACAAAAACAUAUACAGUACCAUCAAACUCAUAGACAUGUGAGAGUAAAUAUGCAAAUGACCAAACAUAGGUAAUAAUUUGCUAUAAAUUGUUUCCAUUUUGUCAAUUAAGUAAAACAAUUAGGGGGACUUUGGACAUCCGUAUUUUUUAUUUUAGGCUAUUUGUGUUUUAUGAUUGAAUUGUAUUUAAGUUUAUACUUUUGCUGCAUCUGUACUUCCAUAGAAUAAUCAUACAGCAUGAUAUGUUGUAAAAAACAUGUUUUAUUUUGUCAUUUUAAAGGUGGUCUUGUUGGUGACAUGUACUGUCAGGAAUAUUUUAACUUUUGGAAACGCAACUUUCUUGCUUGGAUGAGAAGAUAAAUAAAAG